CUUUUUCUUCUACUCUCUCUCUUCUUCCUCUCACUCUCCAUUUCCCCACGGCCUCUCUCUCUCUCUCUCUCUCUUCGAUCCUCUUCGCGAAUUCGAUUCUGGUUCGCGAUAGGGUUUGGGGAGGAGGAGAUUCGAAUGUGGAUCUGAUCGGUGAGGUGUUCUUCUCUGGGAUCUAAACGCGGUCUCUGGGAUUCGAUCUCGUUCGAAGGAUUCGUUGUCGUCGGUUUCGUACCUCGGCAUUUGGAUCUCUGCGGGUUAUAGAUACGUUUAAGGAGAAUAGUAAAAAGUGCUUGUAAUCAAGAGAACACAAAACUAUUGAAUUAGUUUAAGAUAUUGACUGUGCUGAUGAAACUACAGAACACGAUUCUCAGGCCUCUGUUAUGUAGUAUGAGAUGAUGUACAUCAAAAUGACUUACAAGGGGUGAAAACCAGUUCAAAAUGAGUUUGCAUUCAAUACCAUUUGAAAAAUGGAAGAAAUACUAGGUGAUUCCAUGCGAUCUGAACCGGGGACGCCCAAUGCUACUUGGUGGUCCCCAGGCUUUAUCGAAAAACUACAAGCUCUCUCAUUGUCACAACAGGAAGAGGCUUCUACUGGUAGAGGAUUGACAUGCAAUGCGGCGAAAGCUGAAAGUUUAUCUCAGGCUGCUUCUCAGACACUGUGGUCUACUGGAACUUUUUCUGGUCCAAUACCGAAUGGUUUUUAUUCAAUUAUUCCGGAAAAGAAACUCAAGGAGCUUUUCAGCAUCAUUCCAUCAUUAGAUGACUUGAACUCACUUGGCAAGGAGGGGCUUAAAGCUGAUAUCAUUCUUGUAGAUGCAGAGAAGGAUAAGAAGCUUUCCAUGCUGAAGCAGUUGACUGCAGCAUCAGUAAAAGGACUAAGCACAAAUCCUGCUCUACUAAUAAAAAAGAUUGCAAGUUUGGUUUUUGACUUCUAUAAACGAUCAAAUUCAGAGCAAAGUCCUGCUAAAGCUACAGCUGAAGACUUGCCUCGUUUGAUAGAAAAUCAAGGGUUGCGACUUUUGGGGCAGAUAAAGCAUGGGUCAUGUCGUCCCCGAGCAGUUCUAUUUAAAGUUCUUGCAGAUGCUGUUGGUCUUCAGAGCAAGCUUGUGGUGGGGCUCCCCAGUGGUAGUGCUGCUGAAUCUGCAGAUUCGUACAAGCAUAUGUCUGUGGUAGUUGUGCUAAAUUCAGUGGAACUGCUAGUUGAUCUAAUGCGCUUCCCUGGACAGCUAAUUCCAUUUUCAAGUAAGGCCAUCUUUAUAUCACAUAUCGCAGCAGCAGGGGAAAGCGACUCAGCUGAAAACGACUCCUGCGAUUCUCCUCUUGAACCUAAUAGUCCUCUCUACGGGUUUCCUGACAAGAUUGAAGCAGAAGGUGUGGAACAAGAUGAAAACCACCGGCCUUUGUAUCAAAGGAGAAUGGAGGCAUCAUUAAACAUAUCUGGACAGACAUUGCACAAUAUUAUGCUGAGAUCAUCCACAUUUACGGAGAGGAAGUUAAGCACAUCACAUAGCGAAUCAGACAUUGCAAAUGCCUUUUGGAGAUGCAGCAGGAGGAAAGCUGUUGCUGAAGAGCAGCGCGCUGCUAGUUCAAGCCCAGAGCAUUCUCUGUUUAGAGCAAAAGGGAGAUCCAUUCUUAGUGGCGACAGACAAUCUUUUACAGAAUAUACAGAUGGUGCCGCUACCUCAAGAUUAACGAGGUCAGCUGGCUCAUCAACAUCUGAUGUUCGUAGAAUACGAAGGCGAAGCAUUAGCAUUACACCUGAAAUUGGUGAUGAUAUUGUGAGAGCUGUUCGAGCAAUGAAUGAAACUCUAAAGCAACAUCGACUCCUUAGAGAUAAUGAUGAUGGUAGUCCGAGCUCAUACUCUGCCAAUGACCAAAACAACUUGAUUGAUCCCGCAAAAAAUGAUGAACUAGCUGGAAAACUAUCUGCUACGAACAAUGAGUCGAGAAAUCAAGCAAGUUCCAGUCAAAAGGCUAUGUCAUUACCUUCAUCGCCCCAUGAAUAUAGGGGUGAAGAUGGGGCUUCAGAUUUUCUACAGAAGGAGCACAUGGUCUCAAUUUGGAACGAAGUGUUGCAGAGAUCUUCGUUUUUGAAUAAGCCUUUAUUGCCUUUUGAAGAAUGGAAUAUUGAUUUCUCAGAGUUAACUGUUGGGACACGUGUUGGAAUAGGUUUCUUUGGAGAGGUUUUCCGUGGCAUAUGGAAUGGCACCGAUGUUGCAAUUAAAGUAUUUCUCGAACAAGAUCUGACACCUGAGAACAUGGAAGACUUUUGCAAUGAAAUAUACAUACUCAGUCGCCUCCGGCAUCCAAAUGUUAUAUUAUUUCUUGGGGCUUGCAUGAAGCCUCCACACUUGUCGAUGGUCACCGAGUAUAUGGAGAUGGGAUCUUUGUAUUAUAUCAUACAUAUGAGUGGGCAGAAAAUCAAGCUUAGUUGGCGGAAGAGACUGAAAAUUCUUCGUGAUAUAUGCAGGGGGUUGCUGUGCAUACACCGCAUGAAAAUAGUCCAUCGGGAUCUGAAGAGUGCAAACUGCCUCGUGAAUAAACACUGGAUGGUUAAGAUAUGUGACUUUGGCCUUUCGCGGGUAAUGACAGAUGGUCCCAUGAAUGAUAACUCGUCUGCUGGCACCCCGGAAUGGAUGGCUCCCGAACUCAUCCGGAAUGAACCUUUUACUGAAAAGUGUGACAUCUUCAGCCUCGGAGUAAUAAUGUGGGAGCUUUGCACUUUGAGUAGGCCGUGGGAAGGCAUACCAGCUGCUCAAGUAAUAUACUCAGUUGGCACUGAAGGGGCACGGCUUGCGAUUCCCGAGGGCCCUCUUGGCAAGCUAAUCUCAGAUUGUUGGGCCGAACCCGAUGAGAGCCCAAUAUCUUCAUUCCUGCUAAAUCUAUCUAUUGUUUUCUGCUUAAGAUUGUUGGGCCGAACCCGAUGAGAGACCGAGCUGCCAAGAGAUCCUCUCUCGCCUGCUUGACUGUGAGUAUGCUCUCUCCUGAAUUGUACUGUCAUCUGAACAUGUAUAGCUAGAGUAGGGAGAUUAACUUAAUAAACAUACAGAGUCUUUGAGGUGUAUGUACAUCAGCUUGCUACGUUUGUUGGUUUGAUAGAUGCGUUCUCUCGGUAACUUAAGAGAUCUUUUAGCAUCAGUAUAGUGUGGUUUCUUUUCUUGUUAAUAUAGGAUAGUGAAUAAGGAGUACAUUGUAUGUAAUAUGUAUCUUAUGCUACAAUAUAAGCACAACAAUGCAUCGUCAGAUGUGAUAAAGAGUACGGUGUAUGUAAUAUGUAUCUUAUAUGCUACAAUAUAAGUGCAACAAUCCAUUGUCAUAUAUGGUAAUAGAUGUUUCAGAUGUUCUUUG
Ananas comosus (pineapple) is the source of this 3348-nucleotide messenger RNA. Its product is annotated as serine/threonine-protein kinase EDR1-like. Gene Ontology annotation, biological process: protein phosphorylation. Lineage: Eukaryota; Viridiplantae; Streptophyta; Magnoliopsida; Poales; Bromeliaceae. The coding region runs from base 468 to 2927 and encodes 819 amino acids. Gene Ontology annotation, molecular function: ATP binding; protein kinase activity. The record is from RefSeq and is a predicted model, not a curated record. The transcript has 18 exons.